Molecule: messenger RNA, 546 nt
Organism: Penicillium macrosclerotiorum
Lineage: Eukaryota; Fungi; Ascomycota; Eurotiomycetes; Eurotiales; Aspergillaceae
Product: putative mitochondrial inner membrane protease subunit 1
Exons: 2
Coding region: 1-546 (181 amino acids)
Cellular component (GO): membrane; mitochondrial inner membrane peptidase complex
Molecular function (GO): serine-type endopeptidase activity
Source: RefSeq, a predicted model, not a curated record
AUGGAACGACUUCUCCGAUCAGCGCUAAAAGGCGGCGCGCGGGGAUUCCUGGGCCCAGCUUUUCGGAUUGUCGUCAAUGGGGCCGGUCUGUUCUGCGCUUGUACUCUGGUCUGGGAACAUGUCGUGACCAUUCAACGCAGCGAAGGACCGUCGAUGUACCCAACCUUCAAUCCACGGGGCGACUGGCUUCUUAUCUCGCGGCGGCAUGCGAAUGGCAAGGGUAUUGAGGUUGGUGACGUGGUGCGUUUCAACCACCCGAAUUUCUAUGGCUCCCACGGCGCAAAGCGAGUGCUGGGGAUGCCCGGAGAUUUUGUUUGCCGGGAUCAACCAUACAGCACAGACGCUGGGAAGCAACCGGACAUGAUCCAGGUACCCGAAGGUCAUGUGUUUCUAGUUGGCGAUAAUCUCCCGUGGUCGAGGGAUUCGAGAGUCUUCGGCCCGGUGCCGUUGGGCUUGAUCAAUGGGAAGAUAGUGGCACGAGUGUGGCCGCCGUCGAAGAUGGAAUGGGUGCAGAACACUAUGCAACCGGCGCGAUUGGACGACUAG